CAACUUUAACUUCAACGUCAAAACCAUUGAUACUUUGUUCUCAGCCACACUAGUACCGAGACUCAUUCCAUAAGAGAUGGACUCAUUGGAUGUCCACAUGUUUCUUACAGGUUACCAGCAUGUCUCGUAUCCCGACCUUUCCGACAGCCGCAAUCAUGAUCACUCUGCCUCCUACAUCAAGUCAAUAUCUCUUGACUUGGUACCUUUCCAAGAGCGCGGUAUAGAUCUACCAGGAUGUGCUGCCUUACUGCUUGCCUCGUUUUGUAACAUAUUGGGCUUGUACUGCGCAUCCUCAGACAUCGUGGUCGGGAUUCUAUCAGGAGACACUAUUCUCCCCGGUCGUUUCCGUUGGGAUGCCGAAGCGGUUUGGCGCGAUCUAGUCGACGAAGCCAGUCGUUCACUGGACAGAACCGCGGGCCCGAAUUUCACCGAAUCUGAGUUGAGGAGUGAGCUCGGCCUUAAAGAGGAUCAGUCACCGUUUACUGCCCUCUUCGUCCUUGAUGGACUAGAGAGUUUACACAAUCCAGACUUUCAGAGUUCUCCAUUGCUUUUGUUCGAUCCUUCCGCAGCUUUACUAUCUUUCCGGACGGCAUCGCGCCUUGUACACCCUGCCGUAGUCGAUCAGUUACUUUCCCAGAUAGUGGUCCUGUCGGUGCACGCAGCUCAAAAUCCCACCUCAAAAAUUUCAUCGCCUCCUUCCUACCCAGCUGUAUUUACAUCUGCUGUUAAAUGUCUUUCCACAGAUGCUCGUGCUUCCGUUUAUGAUCAUAUCCGUCCUGUUGCCAUUGCCACAGAUUUUAUCCUCCCUUACGUCCAAGCCUAUCCCAAUGCCCCAGCAGUGUGUUGGUACCAUACCUUGUCAGCGGGACCCAGAGACAAUCUCGUCCCUGAAACACUGUCUUAUGGCGAUCUCCAUGUCCAAGCCAACAGGCUGGCUCGAUACCUGAUAUCUCAGCAGUUGAAGCCUGCGGACAGGGUUGCUGUGUGCAUGGAUCGCAACCCGCUGUUUCACAUAGUUCUGUUUGGAGUUUUACGUGCUGGGGGUUGUUAUGUUCCGAUUGAUCCCGAGCUUCCGAACGAAAGGAAGUCGUACAUCGCAAAGGACUCGGGCGCUAGAUUUGUCGUUUUGGAGUCUCAUAGACACACUCCUGAGAUAUUCGGGGACAUUGUCCUCGCUCUUGACGAUGAUCGUAUCUCGCGAGACAUACAGGCAAUGGAUACAGCCGAUUUAGAUAUUGCACUUCCAACCAAUCUGGCGUAUAUGCUCUACACGUCUGGCACCACCGGCACUCCAAAAGGCUGCCUUCUCACCCAUGAAGGUCUCGCUGAAGCGAUACUAGCGCUAAGCUCCUUUUCCGCUGCUGUCAACAUGGGUAACAUUCGAGAUGGAAGGUAUCUCGGCGUUGCUUCUGUUGCCUUCGACGUUCAUAUCGCAGAGAUAUUCGUGUCCCUCUCUCUGGGCAUGGUGUUGCUUUCUGCGCCACGCAGCAUACUGUUGGAGAAUCUGCCUUAUUAUAUCAGCCUUUUGGGCGUGACGCACGUUGGUAUCGUGCCCAGUUUGAUUGAUGCAACCAUGGGUGCUGUUCAAGAGGAUGAAGCGAUGGAUGGAAUGAAAUUGCGAUUUAUCGCCAGUGGUGGAGAGAAAAUCAGUGACUCAAUUCUAGACAAGUGGGCGGAUCAUCCCAAAGUCAGACUCGCAAACUUCUAUGGGCCCAGCGAGGUGACCAUAGGAUGUUGUGCUCGAUUCAUGAAUGGCAGCACACCCAAAGGCAAUGUUGGACCAGCCUUCGGUAAUGUUGCGUCUUAUGUCGUUGAUCGGGAUCUCAAUAUCUUGCCGCGGGGAGCCGUCGGAGAGCUCAUUGUUGGUGGUCCCCUUGUCGGGCGCGGCUACCACGGACAACCGGAUUUAACGGUCAAAGUAUUUAUCGAGUGGCCUCAUAAAGGUUCUUGGGCGUAUCGCACAGGGGAUCUAUCGCGAAUGAUGCCCGACGGAUCAUUGGAAAUAAUCGGCAGAGUCGACACUCAGAUCAAGUUACGCGGAGUCCGCAUCGAGGCGGAAGGGAUAUCUGCUGUGCUCCAGCGAGCUGCUCGAUCCUGCCUUCAGCUCAGCCUUGAUGUUGGGACUAUUCUUGGGACCCAUCCAGAGAUCGGAGGCGGCAGCUCACCACAGCUCGUCUCUUUCAUUGCCUGGGACACAAAAGUAUCAAUUGCUACGAGACGGGGCAGUUCUAGUCCAGGACUAGCGAAGCCAGGAAGGAACCUCACACGUAUUUUGCACGAUGCAUGCGAAAAGGAACUCGCCAGUUACAUGCGCCCUGCCCAUAUAAUUGCCCUCAAUUGGCUUCCGCUUAAUGCUAACGGCAAGGCGGACGCCAAAGUCUUGACCUCCAUCUUUUCAGAACUAGAUUUUAACGAUUUGAUUGGACUGGCUGAAGACCCUACUAGUUAUGUCGACAACUCAGACAGUGGUAGCCCUGCUUCUGACCUCGAAGAACGGAUACUAGAGCUCUUGAAAGAAAACUUUGCGAUUGCGGGCUCCAAUGGACAUGUCGGUGUUCACACUAGUUUAUUCGCGCUUGGAAUGGAUUCCUUGUUACUUGCGCGACUUGCAUCUACACUCAGAAGGACCUUUAGUAUCGACAUAACUGUCGCAGAAAUCAUGAAAUCCCCUACUGUCCGGGCUCUGUCUACUCGAUUGGGAGGUCUGGUCGCAACACGAUCAGAAGGAGGCGUACCGGAGGUCGACAACUUCUCAUCACUAUGGAUGCCAGAAAUUCAGAAGAAGAUGCCGCAUCUCCACAUAGAGCGUGUUCUUCCCUCUUACCCUAUUCAAGAGGGUAUUCUGUACCGCUCUGAGAGCUCGCCAACGAUGUGUGUGCAGCAUGUCGUGAUGCGAGUUCGAGAUGGUAUCUCUAUACCGCAAUUACGAAGCGCCUGGGAGAAAGCAGUGGCAGAUAUCGAUAUUCUAAGGACUGUAUUUUUCUUUGGCAAAACCCUGGUCCAAGUGAUUUUGUCGCGUACGACCUGUCAUCUGCAUUGGGAGGAGGAGUCUUUCGUUACGGCGAGCGACAGUGAAACUUUUUCCGACUAUUUCUUUGAUGAAGAAGCCACAAGAGCUGCUGUGGAGAUCAACAGUCUCAUCACUUCUGUACCGCCCGUUCGUCUUCGGCUCUACCGCGAAUCUAGUUGCACUCACAUCGUACUAUCCAUCCAUCAUGCGCUGUUCGACGCUAUUUCUCUGUCUCACAUGCUGAAAUAUGUCGAGGACAUAUAUCUUAGCAGGCCGCUUCAGAAACUAACCCCUCCGGUUCAAAUAUUGGAGCACGUAGCGUUUCGGGACUUGUCUCCUGCUCGAGACCACUGGACGUCGACUCUUCGCAAUUUUAACUGGUCUUAUCGCAAUUUGAUAGAUGUGACCCAAUCAGCUUCACCUAAACGGAUUUCCAUGCUUCUUGAUACCCCGCUUUCAUAUUUUCAAGAAAAGCUUGCCCAUUGCCAAGUGACAUUGCAGGCCGCGUUGACUUGCACAUUUGCUUCUGUGCUCGCAAAACAUCUAUGCCAGUCCGACGACUUAAUCUUUGGGAUCAUUAGAUCAGGGAGGUUAGCUCCUGUGGAGGGUAUGGGCGACGCCCUCAUCCCUCUGCUAUCUCUUGUCCCUAUGCGCGUCAACCUCAACAACCCUGAUUGUCUUCGUAAAGUCCAGGAUGACAUCAUCACCGCCAUUCCAUUCGAAAAUGUUCCUCUUGGGCAGGUGCAGAAAUGGGUUAGACCGGGUGCUGGUUUAUUCGACAUUCUUUUCUCGGUCACGUACAAAGACCAAACUGCGUUCGAGCUUUUUGAUGUCGUGCGGAGUGAAUUGCCUCAGCCUGACUUCUUCCUGUCCGUGGAGAUUGUGGUGGACGUCUCGACGAAUCAGCUCGUUCUUCAGACAGCCUUCUAUGACGACGGGUCGCAAGUUGCCAAUAUCGAAUCGAUGCUUCUUCAAUUUGAGUCUGAGGCUCGCAGUGUCGUAACUUCCGGAGUGCCCCGUGUCCUUGUUUCACAGAAGUCCCUAGUCGAUAGAGCGGAGUCCACACCACCGGUCGAUAUCCCUGAUGGCACACACGAUUUUAAUGGGGAAGGGGGCGUCAGUGUAGCCCUGCACCCUGUGAGGGAGAUCGUCGCUCAGUUUUUGGGUGUUGAUCCCCAACGGAUAUGGUCGAGGACAUCGUUUAUUGCUCUGGGUCUCGAUUCCAUCAGGUCGGUGGGACUUUCACGAGCGCUUAAGGAAGAAGGAUACCACGUAACUGCAUCAGAACUUAUGAAGUCCGCGUGUCUGGCUGGACUAGAGUCAUUACCGACGCUAUUUCAAGAUGUUGACCGUGUGCAGCUGGAGUCGGAAGCUUGGGAUCUACUUCAGGAAGAAUGUCGCAUAUUAGAGUCCCAUUUUGACGUCGCCACCUGUCGGUUUUCUGAUCGCGAUGAAGCCAGGGUAUUUCCAACGACCGCUUUGCAGGCAGGAAUGUUAUCACAGACAGUUGUUUCCUCGGGCGUACUUUAUAACCACGUGUUUAUGUUCAAGCUGGCACCUUCUGUGGAGCACGUCCAUCUCCGUCGAGCCUGUCAAUCCAUUGUCACGAACUUUGACAUCUUGCGGACGACAUUUCAUUACAUCAUCGACCUGGGGAAAUGGGCGCAAGUUUCACAUUCUGAUGCACCCAUGGUUUGGAUCGAGAUCCUUCUGCAACCCGGAGAAUCUCUAGAUGCGAUGAUAAAAACUGUCACCGGAUCAACGAGCGUAUCAGAGCAGGGAACGUUUACGCCACCGUUGGCUUUUUGUUUGGUCGAACAGCAGGAAGACGCUGGGGUCAAGAACUAUAGCCUUGCGAUCGCCAUGCAUCAUGCUAUAUAUGAUGGUAUUUCCAUCGGAGCGCUCCUCGAAGAGAUGGAGCGAAUGUAUCAAGCCCAUUCCCCCACGAGACUGCCUCAAUUCUAUGACGUGCUUCCCUUGAUACUGCGAGAAGAACGCCAAAGUAUUCCCUUUUGGGUCGAAUAUCUUCAAGACUUUCAUCCUGUUCCGUUACCUCGCGUGGAGUCUACACAGCCUUCGUCAGUCGUCUGCUCUCGUCGACUGAGACUAGACUACCAUGUUCUGAAGACGGCUGCCAGUGAUGCGGGUGUCACUCUUCAGUGUUUGGGGCAGGCAGCUUGGUCAAAGCUUGUCUCAUCGAAAGUAUCUUCCUAUGAUAUAAUGUUCGGACACGUUGUCUCUGGACGCUCUUUUCCAGGCUACGAAGACGUUAUUGGACCCAUGCUUAACACUAUACCGUGUCGUGUUCGUAUCGGUGAAACCACCACAAACAGGGAUCUAUUGCGUUCCAUCCACGCAAAUAACUUAGCCGCGUUAGAGUGGCAACAUGCUUCGCUUCGUGACAUACAGUCCGAGUCAGGGCUUUUUGGUUUAUGGGACAGUAUAUUCGUCUUUCAGCCUCUGAAGUCCGCCUAUUCAAGUCCUUUGUGGAGUUUGUUGAAUCCAGACGAGUUUCAAGCCAACAUCCAGUAUCCACUAAACUGCGAAUUUCACGAAACGGAUAACGGUUUUUCUGUGACGCUGGCUUGCCUGUCCAAUAUCAUGGAUCUGGAGUCUUUGGAUCAUGAAAUGUCACAACUUGAAGCCUUUCUGGGUACUGUUAUCUCCCAACCGAAUGCUAAGGCCGUCGCGGAUGUUCCCUUUGAUGGCAGAAAGCUUUCGCGCUCUAGCGAUGUGCUGACCCCCAGCAUCGCACCCCGCAUAGCAGUCGACCAUUUACCUCCUGCAUUGGUCAACGUCUUAACUUCGGUCACCAAAUGCUCUGUCGACAGGCUGGACCCGGACAGACCAAUUGCAGCUAUUGGGAUUGACUCCAUCACAGCGAUCCGACUCAGUGCAAAAUGUAGGGAAGCAGGAAUUGCGUUGACCAUUGCGGAUAUCGUCGCUUGCCGUACAAUCGGUGAUUUGGCCACGAGGGUGGUUGAAGCGGAAAGAUGGCCAAGCACUCGUCCACCGCCUCUGGAUUAUUUAGUUUCAGAGAUCGAUUAUCAAGCUGUCGCCAACAGACUCCCAUCUGACCGGCGCGGAGCCCUUACGGUUACCCGGGCAGCCUCUGGCAUGAAAUGGCUUAUUUGCGCUUGGCAAAGAAGUCAUCAUGCACGAUUUCAACAUGUGUUCGCCUAUAGAAUGACCCAGAAAAUAGACCCCGAAAAACUGCGCAGCUCUUGGACAGAGUUCAUUACUCGACAUCCUAUUCUCAGGUCAACAUUCGUCUCCACAAAGUCUCAUUCGGACAUCCAAAUAGCAACCUUCAGUACUGACGCAAUGGGAAGCGCAUUUGCCGUUGAGCCAUUCAAUGAUUUACCCGACAGCACGGAUAACCUGAAGGCGCGGAUGAACGCGAUAAUUUCUUGCCCACCCCCAAUUGAUGGACCCCAGGCCUGCGGAUUACUUUUGAAUGGCUUGCGCAGCCAAUAUUUACUGAUUAGAAUGCAUCAUUUCCAGUAUGAUGCCUGGAGUCUUGCGCUUUUGAUCGAGGACCUCUCUCGCAUCUACCUUGGACAACCCUCGUCGGUCACAUCAGAUUAUGAAACGUUCAUGUCAACGUUUGCACCGACACCAGAAAAUCUCCAAGAACAGGAAGAAUAUUGGCGAUCCAUCUUCCCACCUUCUUUCCGGCCGCUAUAUUUUCCUCAGCUCAGAACUCCUGCAGUUCAGGAUGAGGUUACCACUCGAACCGUAGUUAUCGCGAAGGAUGCGGUGCAUGGGGUAUCCACUCUUGAACAGCGUGCUCAGGUGCAUGGUGUGUCGUUACAUAGCGUUUUGCUGGCAUGCUGGGCAUACAUCCAGUCUUCCUAUAUUUCGUCGGAACAAGUGACAUUUGGAUUGUGGCACGCAGGUCGAACAGGACCUAUCAGAGACAUCGACAGAUUGGCGUUUCCAUGCAUGAAUGUGCUGCCAAUGCAUGCUCGUCUUGGGAGCAACAACAUCAUAGACAUUGCUCGUAGCAUUCAAGAAGACCUCCGGUUGCGCACUCCUGUUGUCCAACAGACAGAUCUUCAAAUGAUACACCAGUGGAUAGGAGGCGCGGAUGCACCAUUGUGCAACGUGUUUGUCAACUUGAUCAGGUUUCCGUCAGAUGACACAGAGGCAGAACUGUUCCAACCGGUAGAUAUUACUUACACGGUACCGGAAAACGUCCCAGAACCUGACCCAAAAACUGUUGAUUGGAUCCCUAUGUCGAAUCUGAUACAGGACGAUGUUAUGGUUGAGAUCAUUAUACACCCUUCGGAGGAUACAAUCACGAUGACGAUCGAGAGUGCCCCAGCUAUCAUGGAUAUCCAGCUCGCCAGGAAAGUUAUUGACUACUGGUCAGAGAUAGUCGGAGGUUGUUGGGAGAGUGCUCCUGUCGACAUUAAGACUAUUUAAUGUAAUGUAUGGGCAGC
This is a messenger RNA of Suillus clintonianus, 7455 nucleotides long. RefSeq lists its product as uncharacterized. The transcript has 15 exons. The coding region runs from base 77 to 7438 and encodes 2453 amino acids. Lineage: Eukaryota; Fungi; Basidiomycota; Agaricomycetes; Boletales; Suillaceae. Gene Ontology annotation, molecular function: catalytic activity; phosphopantetheine binding. The record is from RefSeq and is a predicted model, not a curated record. Gene Ontology annotation, cellular component: cytoplasm. Gene Ontology annotation, biological process: secondary metabolite biosynthetic process; amino acid activation for nonribosomal peptide biosynthetic process.